GAGGCUGCUACUUCAACUACUUCAUCUCGUCUGGUUUCAAAAAUAAUCAGAAGAAGUUUUGUUUUGUUUCGUUUCCCUCUCUAAUUCUUCCCCAAUUUUUUGAUGGCUUCUUCUACUACUUCUUCACCUUCUCUUAAUUUGGCUAUUAAGAAUUCGUGUGUACGAGAAAAUUCUGAUCUAUUUCUUAGAGGGAGGAAUUUAUCACUGAAAUCUUCAUUUAUACGUUCAAGUUCAUUACGAUUGAAUAGAAUUGGAUCUUUAAACAUUCAAUCGAAGAGUAGAAUUAUAUCUGCAAAUUCAGCUCAAGUAAUGGAACAAUCUUCAAUUAGGGCACCAACUAUUGUUGAUGUUGAUUUGGGUAAUAGAAGUUAUCCGAUCUAUAUUGGUUCUGGACUUCUUGAACAACCUGAUCUUCUUCAGAGGCACGUACAUGGGAAGAGAGUACUCGUGGUAACUAAUACGACAGUUGCACCAUUAUACCUAGAUAAAGUUGUCAGCGCAUUAACUCAUGGAAAUCCGAGUAUUUCGGUUGAGAGUGUGGUUUUGCCAGAUGGAGAGAAAUACAAAAAUAUGGAUACUCUGAUGAAAGUUUUUGACAAGGCCAUAGGAUCUCGAUUUGAUCGUCGUUCCACAUUUGUCGCUCUUGGAGGUGGUGUUAUAGGUGACAUGUGUGGUUAUGCUGCAGCUUCUUUCCUUCGUGGUGUAAACUUCAUUCAAAUUCCAACUACAGUCAUGGCACAGGUGGAUUCCUCUGUUGGGGGAAAAACUGGAAUCAACCACACACUGGGGAAAAACUUGAUUGGUGCUUUCUACCAGCCCCAAUGUGUACUUGUAGAUACAGACACAUUACAUACACUGCCUGAGAGGGAAUUAGCUUCUGGUUUUGCUGAAGUUAUAAAAUAUGGACUCAUUAGGGAUGCUGAGUUCUUCGAGUGGCAAGAAAAAAAUAUGGACUCUCUGUUGGCGAGGGAUCCCAGUGCACUAGCAUAUGCAAUCAAGCGUUCAUGUGAAAACAAGGCAGAGGUUGUAUCCUUGGACGAGAAGGAAGGUGGAGUGAGAGCAACGCUGAACUUGGGUCAUACCUUUGGACAUGCAAUUGAAACAGGAUUUGGCUAUGGUCAAUGGCUCCAUGGAGAAGCUGUAGCAGCUGGAACGGUCAUGGCAGUAGAUAUGUCUUACCGUCUAGGUUGGAUUGAUGAAUCAAUUGUGAAGCGGACAUACGAUAUUUUACAAAAGGCUAAGCUGCCGAUUACCCCACCAGAUGUGAUGACUGUAGAGAUGUUCAAGUCUUUCAUGGCUGUUGAUAAGAAGGUGGCUGAUGGACUACUAAGGCUCAUCCUUCUCAAAGGUCCUCUCGGCAAUUGUGUUUUUACAGGUGAUUACGAUAGAAAAGCCCUAGACGAGACCCUUCGUGCAUUCUGCAAGUCUUAAUUUAAUGCCGACCUUGGUUGGGCUCAUUUCUUCAUCAACCAUGUGCAGUUUUGUGUUAUUUUCUUUUAUAGACUAUAGACUCAUCUGUUGACGUGAAACCACAUUGUUUCUGCAUAUGUAAUUUAAUGACUUCCUAGAUUUGCCAUCAGCGAAUGUAUUACUAUAGAGCCUCAUACUUACAUCUUACUAUAAUAAAAAACAAGUUUAGUUUUUCAAA
Messenger RNA from Papaver somniferum (opium poppy), 1648 nucleotides. RefSeq names its product 3-dehydroquinate synthase, chloroplastic-like. Gene Ontology annotation, cellular component: cytoplasm. The coding region runs from base 103 to 1431 and encodes 442 amino acids. Gene Ontology annotation, molecular function: 3-dehydroquinate synthase activity. The transcript is spliced from 8 exons. The record is from RefSeq and is a predicted model, not a curated record. Lineage: Eukaryota; Viridiplantae; Streptophyta; Magnoliopsida; Ranunculales; Papaveraceae. Gene Ontology annotation, biological process: aromatic amino acid biosynthetic process.